This is a messenger RNA of Musa acuminata subsp. malaccensis (wild Malaysian banana), 2831 nucleotides long. RefSeq names its product ABC transporter B family member 25, mitochondrial. The record is from RefSeq and is a predicted model, not a curated record. NCBI's taxonomy places the organism in Eukaryota, Viridiplantae, Streptophyta, Magnoliopsida, Zingiberales, Musaceae. Gene Ontology annotation, biological process: intracellular iron ion homeostasis; transmembrane transport. Gene Ontology annotation, cellular component: mitochondrial inner membrane. Gene Ontology annotation, molecular function: ABC-type transporter activity; ATP binding; ATP hydrolysis activity.
AAAUCUUUGCAAACAAAUACUCGAUGGGGAGUAGAAUCGUUCGCCGUUCUUUUCUGCACUCUUGUCGAUUCUAGGGCUCGCUUCUCUACCGUGUCCACGGAUUCGGUCAUCGAUUCCCUCGUGCGCAAGUUGGUGUCGAUCUGCGCCGGCGAGCCGCGGGCCGGCGAGGGCGAUCAUGAGAGCGGUCUCGAGGUGCCUGGGGGCCUGCAGGCUGUUGCAAUGCGGUGGGGCGUUGGGCGGCGGCGGCGGUCGAGUCGAGCGCUGUCUGAUCCCCGCUUGUGUCGUGGAUUCGAGAAGAUGUCGUGGCGUUCGGGAGGACCGGAUCGAGAGAGAAUUUAGCGUGUUGAAGAGUCCGAAUCCCCCUCUUCUUGCCGGCAGAUUUCCGUUUGGAAAUGUUGGUGGGGUGGAUUUGGUCGCUAAAGGCAGCUGCUUUAGACGAUGGAGUUGCUUCUUAUCGGAUUCUUCCCCGCCCAUGGGCGGAAGACCUUCGAGAGAUUUGGGACAUUUGCAUAAAGGGCAUGCUUCAUUCUCAACAUCUGCUAAUGAGACUGUCUCUAAACUGCCGGUCAAUGGAGCUGGGAUCAAGAAACAGAAAGACGUGGUAGAAAAAUAUUCACCAGAUGAGCAAAUUGCUGACAUGACAAUUCUUCGCACUCUUGCAAAGUACUUAUGGCUGAAAGAUAACUAUGAGUUCCGUCUCAGAGUCCUGCUAUCAUUGGGUCUUCUUGUUGGUGCAAAGGUGAUAAAUGUUCAAGUACCUUUCUUGUUCAAGCUUGCUGUGGAUUGGCUUUCUGUAGCUGCUGGCUCUGUUAAUUCAUUAGCAUCAUUCACAGAGACUAAUGCCACUCUUCUGGCUCUUUUUGGGAGUCCAGCAGCUGUUCUACUUGGAUAUGGCAUAGCACGUACUGGGGCAUCAGCCUGCAAUGAGUUGCGGAAUGCUGUAUUUUCCAAGGUAGCCUUGAGAACUAUCCGUGUUGUUUCUAGAAAGGUCUUUGCACAUUUGCAUGAUCUUGAUCUUCGUUAUCAUCUGAGCCGGCAAACUGGUGCUUUGAAUCGCAUAAUUGAUAGAGGAAGCCGUGCAAUAAAUUUUAUACUCUCAUCAAUGGUGUUCAAUGUUGCACCGACCAUAUUAGAGAUUGCGAUGGUGUCUGGCAUACUGGCAUACAAAUUUGGAGCUACUUUUGCUUGGAUUACUUCCCUCUCUGUGGCUGCAUACGUUGCUUUUACUCUGAUUGUGACACAGUGGCGAACCAAAUUUAGGCAGGCUAUGAAUAAAGCUGAUAAUGAUGCAAGCACGAGAGCAAUCGACUCAUUGUUGAAUUAUGAGACGGUCAAGUAUUUCAACAAUGAGUCAUUUGAAGUUGCAAAGUACGAUACAUAUUUGCAGAGGUAUGAGGAUGCUGCAUUGAAGACUCAGUCUAGUCUUGCUUUUUUAAACUUUGGCCAAAAUCUCAUAUUUAGCACAGCUUUAUCAACGGCGAUGAUCUUAUCUUCAUAUGGGAUUAUGAGUGGUGCAAUGACUGUUGGUGAUCUGGUUAUGGUUAAUGGGCUUCUCUUUCAGCUUUCUUUACCUCUAAAUUUUCUUGGAAGUGUUUAUCGAGAGACAAGACAGAGUCUUAUUGAUAUGAAGUCAAUGUUUCAUUUGCUUGAGGAGGAGCCUGAUAUUCAAGAUGCAUCCAAUGCCAAACCUUUACAUUUUAAAGGAGGAACCAUUGAAUUCAAUAAUAUUAAUUUUGGAUAUCUGGCAGAACGAAAGAUUCUUGAUGGAAUAUCAUUUACUGUACCGGCAGGAAAAAGCAUGGCAAUUGUUGGAACCAGUGGAAGUGGCAAGUCCACUAUAAUUAGAUUACUCUACAGGUUUUUUGACUCUGAUUCUGGAUCGAUAUGGGUCGAUGGUCAAGACAUACGAGAAGUGACCUUGGAAAGUCUUCGCAAGUGCAUUGGUGUUGUACCACAGGAUACAGUACUAUUUAAUGAUACUAUAUUUCACAAUAUACGUUAUGGUCGGUUAUCAGCAACUGAGGAGGAGGUUUAUGAUGCUGCUCGACAUGCAGCUAUUCAUGAAACAAUCAUGAAAUUUCCAGAGAAGUAUUCAACUAUUGUCGGAGAGCGAGGUUUAAAGUUGAGUGGUGGGGAAAAGCAGAGGGUGUCACUUGCCCGUGCCUUCUUGAAAGCACCUUCAAUUCUGUUGUGUGAUGAAGCUACCAGUGCCCUUGAUAGUACAACUGAAGCUGAAAUAUUGAAUGCAUUGAAGACUCUAGCAAAUAAUCGCACUUCAAUCUUCAUUGCUCACCGACUUACCACUGCUAUGCAGUGUGAUGAGAUUAUUGUUUUGGAAAAUGGAAAGGUAGUAGAACAUGGUCCGCAUGAAGUUUUGCUGUCAAGGGCUGGAAGGUAUGCACAGCUAUGGGCCCAACAGAACAACAAUGAUGUUUUGGAUGUUGCGGCAAAAGUAGAAGCUUGAAGCUCUCGAGCACUGGCUCUGUAUUCUGAACAUAGGAGGGAGGUCUUCAUCGAAAGCUGCCUUUACGGUCAACAAAAACCUACCAAAAUAUACGAUCCCCUAUUCGACCCCGUUGUGACAUUAUGUAAUGCAAGUCUGGUUUGCCUUGCAGCUUUCCAUGGGGUCAUAGUCGUAAACAACAGAACUCUGUUCUUAUCAUCCUCAUGUGAUGUCGUCCGGUAUGCCUUAAGGUGACGAUAAUCUAAUGCCCUUCUUCCUUUUCGAGUGUGGUAUGCAGUAUAGAUACACAAAUGUGUUAUUCCUAAGCUGUUGUACAUUGAGAUAUAUUUCUUAUAAUAAAAUCUCCCCAUCCUCGUUGGAGAUGGCA